This is a messenger RNA of Aspergillus udagawae, 1434 nucleotides long. Its product is annotated as catalase. The coding region runs from base 1 to 1434 and encodes 477 amino acids. Gene Ontology annotation, cellular component: cytoplasm; peroxisome; mitochondrion. Gene Ontology annotation, molecular function: catalase activity; heme binding. The record is from RefSeq and is a predicted model, not a curated record. Lineage: Eukaryota; Fungi; Ascomycota; Eurotiomycetes; Eurotiales; Aspergillaceae. The transcript has 11 exons. Gene Ontology annotation, biological process: response to hydrogen peroxide; hydrogen peroxide catabolic process.
AUGGCUCAGAGACCUUACACACUUCGCGAGGGAUGCCCCUACGCGAGCGAUUCAACAUCAGUGCAGCUGCGCAGCGGUAAUGGCGGCCUGGUGCUGAUGCAGGACACACAGCUCAUUGAGACACUCGCACACUUUGCCCGCGAAAGGAUCCCAGAACGGGUAGUUCACGCGAAAGCAGCCGGGGCAUACGGAGAAUUCACUUGCACACACGAUUGCUCGGAUAUCACCAGUGCAAAUUUCCUGAGCCAAGUUGGCAAGAAGACUCCACUGCUGUUACGCAUAUCUACCGUUGGCCCUAAAGCAGGUUCUGCAGAUACUCUGCGAGACGUGCAUGGCUGGGCGAUGAAAUUAUAUACAGACGAAGGCAACUUGGACUGGGUGUUUAACAACACACCUGUCUUCUUCAUUCGAGAUCCGUUGAAAUUCCCGUCUCUCAAUCGCUCUCACAAGCGGAAUCCACGGUCCUUUCUGCCCGAUCCUAACAUGUUUUGGGAUUUCCACGUUGGCAAUCCUGAAGGAUUCCACGAAAUCAUGCAUAUGUUCAGUGAUCGGGGUACUCCGGCAUCGCUCCGCCACAUGAAUGCAUAUAGCGGGCACACGUAUAAAUUCACCCUCAAGGACGGAUCCUUCAAAUACGUGAAAAUACAUAUCAAGACUGCCCAGGGCAUCAAGAAUUUCACCAAGGAGGAAGCAAGCCGGAUUGCUGGAGAGGACCCUGAUUUCCUGAUCCGGGACAUGUUUGAGGCCAUCGAGAGAGGCGAAUAUCCCGUCUGGACUGUUUUCGUGCAGGUCAUGUCCCCGGAGGAGGCAGAGAAUUAUCGAUGGAAUAUUUUUGACAUGACCAAACCGAACAAUUAUUUCACUGAUAUCGAGCAAGCGGCCUUCUCGCCCUCUACCAUGGUCCCGGGUGUAGCCCCUUCAGCUGAUCCAGUACUGCAAGCCAGAAUGUUCUCUUAUCCUGAUGCCGCUCGUUACCGUGUUGGAACCAAUUAUCAACAACUACCGACCAAUGCUCCAAAAGCGCCCGUCUACUGUCCAUACCAGCGUGAUGGCGCCAUGAAUUUCUCAGAUAAUUAUGACGGUGAGCCAAACUAUGUUGGAUCUUCUUUAAGACCCAUGACUUUCUACCACGACGCCAAGGGAACUGGCCCGCAGUGCAUCAGCACGUUGACAGAGCAUGAGAAAUGGACUGGUGAGGUUAGCAAUUUCCAUUCCCGCAUCAGUGAUGACGACUUCGUCCAGCCAGCGGAGCUUUGGAAGGUUAUUGGCAAGGAGCCUGGACAUCAAGAACGGUUCUUCGGGAACGUUGCAGUGCAUCUGUCCCAGGUGAAGUCUGCUAGGCUGCGGCAGAAUGUGUACGAAUUCUUCUCGCGGAUUGACGAAGAUCUUGCUGCAGGAGUCAAGAAGGCCACUGAGGCACUAGUGACAGCAUGA